AUGAUGCUGAGGUUUGUAGAAGUACUCUUGCUACCUUUGCUGGUACUGGGUGAUAUCCAUUUUCCUUUGGACUGUGAAGACCUGUUUUCACAUGGAAAGACGGACAGUGAAGUCUACACUAUCUACCCCAAUGGCAUCAGUUUCCCUGUCAAUGUUUACUGUGACAUGGGCUGUCAGAACGGCAAGGAUGAGGGAGCAGGAUGGACUGUGUUUCAGAGGCGAAUGGAUGGUACAGUGAACUUCUACAGGCCCUGGCAUCAGUAUAAAGAAGGUUUCGGGGACGCGUCUGGGGAGUACUGGCUGGGUUUGGAAACACUCAACCUGCUGACCAGCAAGAAGAAGUACGAGUUGCGAGUGGACAUGGAGGACUUUGAGGGCAACAGGGUUUUUGCCAAAUACUCCAGCUUCUCUGUCGGCUCACCAGAGGACGGAUACAAGCUGACUGUCAGUGGUUUCACCAAUGGAGGCGCUGGUGACUCACUCUCUGUCCAUAAUGACAUGAAAUUCAGCACUUUUGACAAGGAUCAAGACCUACAUUCUUCAAAUUGUGCUGCCUUGUAUUUGGGUGGAUAUUGGUAUGAGCGUUGCCACUCUUCCAAUCCAAAUGGGGUGUACCUGUGGGGUGCUGUAAGCCACCAUGGCCUCGGUGUAAAUUGGAAUGCCUUUAAGGGGUACCACUAUUCACUCAAGUCUAUCACUAUGAAGAUUAAACCUGUAGUAGCUUAGUCAUCAUGAUUCAUGCAGGAUUUGUGCAGGAUUGGGCAUCUCAAGGUCUCUCUCUCUCUCUCUCUCUCUCUCUCUCUCUCUCUCUCUCUCUCUCUCUCUCUCUCUCUCUCUCCUCUUUGUAGAUGAGGCAUGUCGUAGCUUGAGACAAUGAAAUA
Molecule: messenger RNA, 881 nt
Organism: Engraulis encrasicolus (European anchovy)
Lineage: Eukaryota; Metazoa; Chordata; Actinopteri; Clupeiformes; Engraulidae
Product: microfibril-associated glycoprotein 4-like
Exons: 5
Coding region: 1-726 (241 amino acids)
Biological process (GO): elastic fiber assembly
Source: RefSeq, a predicted model, not a curated record